UACCUCGCUGUUGGUGGAUUAAUGUGUAAAAGCGUCGUGUUUUUGGCGUAAACAUGCAGCCUCUGUGCGCCACCGGUCGCCUCUUACAUGUUUUCUGCCGCUGUUCGCGCAGAAACAGGCAUCCAUUUUUAAAGAUGGCACACGUCCACCCGGCAGCAGGACUCUUUUGUGAGGCUCAGUCGAGGUCAGUGAUGCUUCACCAUCAGGACCAAGCUCUGAACUCGGCCUACGGCGGCUCCUCGUCGCUCCAAAGCAAAGAUGGCAACUUCAACUUCCUGCCGGGCAAAGACGACGAGGCCUACACGGGCAACGGGGACGAGAACCGAAACCAGAUGCGGCCCCGAAACCUGGGCCCGCUGGGCCGCGACCCCCCGAACACCUCGCCGUCCUCCGGUUACCACCACGGCCAGGGGGUCACUUCGCCGCGCUCCCGCAUGCCCUGCUGGAGCCAGCUGGAACCCCUCCCCGAAAUCGAGAGCGCGGAGGACGGGUACGGCCGGGUGCCUCCCGACGGGGCGGAGGAGAGGAAGAUGGAGGAGGAGGAGGGGAGGAUGAUGAUGGGCCAGAGCGACGAGAAGCACGGCGAGAAACGGGGGCCGCAGCCGAGGAAGGGCAGCUUCGGGUUCCGAAGAGGACAGGAAGAGGAGCAGGGUAUGCCGCUGGAGGACGACGACGAGUGGGGAGACAGCGACUCGGAGUCCGAGUACAGCCUCCGCUCCGGUGGCAGCAUGUCCUCGCUGAACAUGGAGUGCGGAGGCGAUGGGACGCUCAUGGGAGGCUGGGACCGCAUCGGCGUCGGGGAGCCGAAGUCCAACCACCAGGAGAGCGACCCGACCAGAAACGCCAACAGAGACCCGCCUCCGCGGCAAAGGAGCUUCAGCCGCAAGUCCAUGUCGGGAAGCCACCUGGGGAACCUCCUGGAGGAAGGGGCGGAGGGACAGGACGGCAACGACGACGACGACGACCAAUCCACGGACUCGGACGAGGAGGCGCCGGAGCUGAUGGACACCGUGUGGACGCUGCGGGACCGCGAGCGCUUCAAGGCCCAGGAGAUGGAGAAGCACCAGGUGCAGCUGACCAUGUACCGCCGCCUGGCUCUCAUCCGCUGGGUGCGCACCCUGCAGGGCCGCGUCCAGGAGCAGCAGAACCGCCUCCAGUCCACCUUCGACGUCAUCCUCACUCAGAGGAAGGAGCUGCUGCGGAUGGGCGCGGCCAACGCCAUGGCCGCCGCCGCCGUCAGCCAGUCGUAAAACAGAAAGGCAGGCGUUAGAAACUCUUUCACUCGGUUUGCUUCUAUCAUGGAGACGUGUCCCUUCGUCCUGUCUGACAUUUUUAAAGCUCCACACUCAUGUUGCCGAUUGUAUUAAUAAACGUCUUAGACUCGUCUGGAACUGGACCGAACCGAAAUCCCGAAUGACGUAGGAUGCAUUCUGGUCAAAGCGAUGACUUCGACACUUUACCAUGACGUUGAUGUUUUUAUCUCUGUGUGUGUGUAUGCUGUUGCUGCUUGUCUUUACCUCUCAAUAGAAAACACAUGAAACCUUCGGAAAAUAUCACAGAUUUUAUCGUCCCAGAGUCUAUUUAUACCCCGAGAUGCUGUACAUAAUUAUGAUAAAUUAAAAGAUUGAAGAAACAAUA
Mugil cephalus (flathead mullet) is the source of this 1638-nucleotide messenger RNA. Its product is annotated as UPF0500 protein C1orf216 homolog. The record is from RefSeq and is a predicted model, not a curated record. Lineage: Eukaryota; Metazoa; Chordata; Actinopteri; Mugiliformes; Mugilidae. The coding region runs from base 54 to 1250 and encodes 398 amino acids. The transcript has 2 exons.